GAAAUUAUCAAAGCUAGCCUGGUGUGAUGCCAACAAUAGAUGAUUGUUAAUCGCUGAAUGUUGGUUACCAGAGAUUCUUUUGCUUGUAAGAUGGAAUAUUCCAAGGUUUUAACAAUAUAAGAUGCAUAGGAUGCUACAUAAGAUGCUACAUAUACAACACCAGAAAAAACGAAACCUGGCAGACAACCUCCACGAAGAUUAAAAAGCAACCUGUUGAUAAACAUGACUGAAACAGCACCAAAUAAACCAUUGUUUCGUGACAUAAAUGCUGAUGACGAUGAUCCUGAAAUAACUGAAAUGGAAAGUCUAUGUAUGCAGUGUCAUGAAAGUGGAACUACACGUUUACUUUUAACCAAGAUUCCAUACUUCAAAGAAAUUAUUAUCAUGUCAUUUGAAUGUCCACACUGCCAUUUUAGAGAUAAUGAAGUCAAACCAGGUUCUGUCAUCCAGGAAAAAGGAGUUAGAUUUACCUUAAAAGUGAAUGAUAAAUCAAUUAUGAACAGACAAAUUGUCAAGCAGGGAUCAGCACUAUUUAAAAUUGUUGAGUUGGACUUUGUAGCAUCAGCAUUUGAGACAAAAGGAGUUUUAACUACACUUGAAGGAAUAUUAGAUACAGCUGUUACAGGCUUGCAACAGGAUCAACCAGUUAGAAAAAUAAUGCAUCCAGAUGUUGCUGAAAAGAUUGACAAAAUUAUUGAGAAACUUGAAAAGUAUAAAACUGGAGAAUUUCCUUUCACAUUCAUACUUGAAGACACAUCAGGAAAUAGUUUUAUAGAAAAUCCAUGUGCACCACUGCAGGAUCCUAAUUUACUCAUAGAAUAUUUCGAGCGAACAAAGGAGCAAGAUGAGAAACUUGGGCUUCAAGCAAUAGAAGAAGAACCUGAACAAAAAGAGAAGGAAAACAAGAAUGAAGAAGAGAGCGAUACCAAAAUAAAAGACGAGGUAUUGGAGUUUCCUACAAAUUGCUCAGCUUGUCAGUCACCAACAAUGACGAAAAUGAAAGUAUUACAAAUUCCGUACUUUAAAGAGGUAAUAAUAAUGGCAAGUAGCUGUGAUGUGUGUGGCCAAAAAAGCAAUGAAAUUAAAUCUGGAGGUGCUACCGAACCCUUAGGUUCUAAAAUUACAUUUAAAAUGACAGAGACUACAGAUCUUUCAAGAGAUGUGUUGGCAUCACAAACCUGCACUAUCCGAAUACCAGAGCUAGAUAUUGACAUAAAUCAUUCGAGUAUGGGUGGAAAAUUUACGACCUUAGAAGGUCUUUUUGUAAACAUGAAAGAACAGCUUGGACAAAUAUUUCCAUUUGCAAUGGGUGAUAGCGCGCCUGAAAAUAAUCAAAUUAAAAAUACAAUUAACAAGUUAGAUAAGGCAAUAAGUGGCGAUUUAUUUCUUACCGUGAUACUUGAUGAUCCAGUUGGCAAUUCUUAUUUACAGAACACAUGGGCGCCUGAUGCCGAUCCAAAUCUAACAAUCGAAAAAUACGAAAGAACAGAAGAACAAAAUGCAGAAUUUGGCAUUUCCGACAUGCGCACUGAAAAUUAUAUAUGACACACAUUCUAAAAAUAAAUGUAUUUCUUUUUAUAA
Hydractinia symbiolongicarpus is the source of this 1581-nucleotide messenger RNA. Its product is annotated as zinc finger protein ZPR1-like. NCBI's taxonomy places the organism in Eukaryota, Metazoa, Cnidaria, Hydrozoa, Anthoathecata, Hydractiniidae. Bases 223 to 1545 code for a protein of 440 amino acids. Gene Ontology annotation, molecular function: zinc ion binding. The record is from RefSeq and is a predicted model, not a curated record. The transcript is spliced from 14 exons. Gene Ontology annotation, cellular component: cytoplasm; nucleus.